AAAAUCGCUGACUAGAACAACCCCAACGGAGGCGGUGGACCACUUGCGGCCGAACAAGCCGAGAUCCGAGCGUCCCUAGGCCACUUUGGCCCCCGCUGCUAUUUGUUGUGCUGCUGGCUGCCCGUGGAGCUUGUAGGCUGCAAGUGCCGAGGAUAUGACCGGUGUGUUUCAGGCCGUUUGGCUCACCGUGUGAGGGACAAAUCGGUCCCAAAUCGGCGGGAGGUGAUCAUCCAAGUCCGAUUGAGGUGAGCCGAGGCCGUAUUUCGGCUGAACGCCGAAGCGAUGUCUAUCCCUAACAUUCACUGUUGUGUUUUGUGCGGCAGAAUGAAUAGGUCCGAACCGACCGUCGACCGUGAUCACGGUUGCUCUAUUAGUGGCUGGUUGCUUGUUGGACAGGCUAUUGCCUGGCCGACAGUGGGCUGUAACAUACAGCCGCAGCAACAGUGCUGUACUGCUGACAUAGGACGGCAUUUGGGCAUCUGAUGCCUCCUGCACAGUUUUCGUAGCCUACACUAGCGACAGUUCGUCCCGCGACGGCGACGACUGGCCAACUGUCCCCUGAAUCGUGUGAGGUUAGCCAAACCUCCAAAAUCGUCGUGUUUCGUUUCUCUGGCGUAUCUGUCUAUCCACCAUUUGGGUGUCUGUCUUGGCACUGGUACAAGGCAAUAAUAGCGGACUGCUGGUGCGGGUGAUGUUGCGGAGACGGCCUACGGCUGUUAGUGUUGAUGGUACUGAGCACCAGCAGCAGAAGCAGUAUCAACGCUACUGCUGCUUUUCGUACUGCGAGAGAUGGAUGCCGAGCGGCCGAGUUUACGGAGAUCCGUAAAACGCGUUGUUCUAGCGCCGCCGCCGCCGUCGUCGUCGUUGCAUUUGCGGUUUUUCAGUAGCGGCAACUGCGGCGGUGGUAGCGAUUGGUGGCGGUGGUGGUAACGGCGAGCGAGCAUCGAGAUUCUGUGGGGGAGACAUGCCCAGAGUUUUGUUGUCUGGCCCCGUGUUGUCUCGGUGUCUUUCGUCCUGGGCUAGAAAGAAAACUUUGGCGAUUUUGACUCACUGUGACCAAUCGUCGCAGUUUAAGUGUGCGUUCAAUUUGAUGGCGCCCGACUCUUCCGUUUAUCAUUGGUAUCAGCUUGUGUAUCGCCGCCAGUCAGGUGGUAAUUGCCGUGUUGAUACUUGCUGUUAAAGAUAGAAUAAUGUAAUGGUCUCAGUAGGUGUCAUCGCAGGGAUCACAACAGCACCGUUUGCUCGUGCUGUGUUGUCUACCUGCCAGAUCAUAGUACUGAUCCAAACAACAAUAACAACAGCAAUUAUCACAAAUGCUGUCGCUUGCUAGCCACCAUUCGAUUAAGUUUCGGGCAUCCAUCUCUUCCUAGAUGUGACUGUAUACGUGAGUGAGCGCCGCAAUCAUUAGCGUACACUGCUUCGUGCGUCGCGCUGAAUAUGUUUCAGCGAACGAAUGCUGUGUUUGUUUAUUUGUUUGUUGUUUAUCUGUUUGUGUGUGAUCCUACCCGUGUGUAGUAGCCACUCUCAACAACAAUGUACUAAUGAGACGAUGCUCAGGACGACGUAAAUUAUGAGAAAAUUUGUUUUCCAGGGGAGGGGGCGGCUUCGUAAGCUAGCUAUGUGCAGUGUUACUCACCGUUCGAGCUUUCUAUACACUAUCUAAUGUGUCUAAUAUUGUUAUGUUGUGUAUGGCGUCUUUCUUUCGACGUGUGUGUAUGUGUGUGUGUCUCUGUGUGCGUUUCAAUUUCAGGUGUGAUAGCGACAUGGCCCGGAGUGAAGCAGAAGUUUGCAGCAGCAGAACAACUAACAGCGACGACGGCAUUCACAGCAGCAGCAGCAUCAUCGCCACUAACACCAACAGCAGCGAGGGUCGUAUAAGCUGAACGUUAACGUAGCCGAGUGACCAGCGGCGAGCGAAGAAGAUCGAAGUCGAAUGAAGGAAGAAGACGCUCGCUUGCGCUCAUAGUGAACAAGCGCCGAAAGAGAGCAAGUCAAAUCAACUUAGCCAGGCUACGAAGAAGUCAAUAAAAUCGAAUAUCGUUACUAAUCAUCGUACAUUGUACAAUACCGUAUGUCGUGCAUUGCUGUGUCGGGGGAGUCUUCGCGCUGGGCUCAAGUUGUGCGUGAUAGCCUUCGGGUCCAUGUGUGACUGGAUGCCCUCGGUCUAGCUAGUGUGCAAACCACACGCACGAACGCAGGCAAAUCCAGUAGCGGUCCUGCUCUCACCUCCAUUACUGUUCUCUUUAUGCGCCUGACGGAGUUCUCACUGUUUUGCAAGUGAGUGCAAAAAGCCCAACUCAAGAAAACAAAAGAACAAGCCCUAAACUAAUCUCAACAAUUUCAACAUCGAUUUGGCUUAAAUAUUCAUUCGUUCGUUUGUGUAGCUACUAACGAUAAGGAGCACAGUUCCCUUAAGGACUCCGUUAGGCGGGCAGGCUGUGACGACGGGCAACAAACAGCUCUGCGGUGGGGUGCUGUUGUACUGGUGUUUGUAUCGUGACGUACUGCGACGCACAGCGGCCCACUGCCAGCUACUGACAAUAAUAAUCAUAAUAUUAACGCUUGUGCCUAGUUAGUGAUUUGUGUAUUGUGCAAGGUGGACAAAGCAGCGGCAAUAGCAUCAACAGCUACACCUGCAGCUGCUUCGACACGGACAGUUGCGACUGCAAUCCAAUAACAGUAACACUACUAAAAUAGCCGGAUAGCCGUACAAUAAUAAAAAUAAUAAUUAUAAUAGUAAAGCAAAAUCAACGGUCGACUGUUGAAAACCAGAACUGCAUCAAUCACAAGAACUCGAAUGGUGAUUGAGUAAAGUGCGCCAAGUGUUCCCAUUCAGCUAAAGACAGCGGACAGACAGGAAAAUAAAGAAACUUUGACUGCCAGCCAGCUCAUCAACCCGGCAAUCUUCGCUUUUUGCGAUCCCUCGAUUGUUGUUAUCGUCUGAUGCUCAUCCCGUUGGUAUCUUCAAUCGCAUUAUAUCCAUAAAUCUUCCAAUAGUGGCUGACUUUAUUCAACCCCUUCCUUCCUCCGCCGUGGAAUUUGUACGCUGUCUAUGUGACUGUUCGUCCCGCGUCCGUCUCUAAGAUGCAGGAUGCCGUCCGUGACACACACGCAGCAGCAGCAGUAGUGAUCCAUUCGAGUCUCUACAACGGUAGCCCGCUCGCCAGGGCCCGGAGGGCCUCGGCGCGAUAGAGAAGCGGUCAGAGGACGCGCCGUGAAGACGCGCGAGGCUUUGGGAGGGGUUGCUGAUACAGGCCAGCGCAGCCUCCCCGCACCCUCCGCAAGCAUGGCCGACCACCUUGUGGAUGCCGGGCCUCCGACCAAGAGGCCCAAGGUCUCCGACCCGACAAUGGGAGACUUCAAUGCGCUUCUCGACCUCGAAGCGGAGUUGCCCGAAGAGUUGAUGACUGGUACCGGCGGGGGUCUGGGUCAUCAAAAUGGCGCGCAGAACGGGUUACCUCCGGGUGGCCAGAUGGCCAAUGGUGCAGGCCCGGUUGACCCGAACGGCGGUCAGGUUGGAGUGGGCCCGGUACAGCAAGGCACUGGGGUACCAAAUCCACAGCUUUCUCAGAUGCUUGGCCAGCCGCCCGUACCUCAACAACCCCAGCAACCUCCGCCGUCCAACGUUAUUCAACAGCAUCAGCACCUAUCGCAAUUGCUGCAGAAUAAGCCACCCCAGAACACGGUUGUCAACACUUCACUGGGGCAAAUGUUAUCUCAAGGGGUGAACAAAACGAUAUUAGUGAGCAACGGGCCAACAGGCGGAAUGCGUGGACCAGGUCAGACCCUCGGAAAUCGUUUCGGAGGACAGCCGCCGCAUUACGGACCAGGUCUCAUGUCAAUCGCGCAACAAACGCCCAUGCAGGCCCAACAACAACAACAACGACCAAUUAUGGUCCAGCAACAGCCUGCCAGGUAUCAAAUGAUGAGCGAUAUACAAACAGGCCAGACAGGUCCUAUGGGCAAUCAUAUAAUAAACCAGUCUGGGCAAGUCGGCCAAGUGAAUCAAAAUGUUGUAGGACAUCAAGGUGUGCAAGGUGCCGUUGUGGGCGGGCCAAUUUGUCCAGCAGGCCCUAUGAUGAAUCAAGGUCCUAUGAAUCCUCAGCAGCAAGGACCACCUCAGAACCAAGGACCUAAUGCACCCAGUCAACCGGGGCUACCGACUGGGAUUAACGCGGCACCCAUGAAUGCGUCGCAAGGCGGACCAGGUGGCGCUUCUGGAAGCGGUAACGGUCCAGUCGUAGGACCGACGGCCGGAGGUCCAGGAGGACCCAGUGGACAGGGGCCAGGUCCUGGCGCAGGACAGGCGGCCGGUGAUCCCGAAAAAAGAAAACUAAUUCAGCAGCAGUUGGUGCUUUUGCUGCAUGCACAUAAAUGCCAGAGGCGUGAGCACCAGAAUGGCGCUAUUCCCGGUGGUGCACAGCAAAGGCAAUGCAUGGUGCCACACUGCAGAACGAUGAAGACUGUCCUCAACCACAUGUCACAAUGUAUGGACGGAAGGGACUGCUCGGUAACGCAUUGUACAUCAUCGCGCCAGAUUAUCUCCCACUGGAAGAACUGUACGCGCAACGAUUGUCCGAUUUGUCUUCCUCUCAAGCAGGCUGGAGAUCGAAGGCAGGGUAACCAGCCGGGCCAGCAGGGCCAACAACAAGCCCCUUCUGGACAGGUGGGCCAAGGCCCCGGGCAGCUCAUGCCGGGAGGUAUACCAGGUCAACAGGGACCUCCACAGGGUCAGGGCGCACCGCAGCAAGGGGGUCCGAGCCAGCAGCCCAGUGGUCAGCCUGGCCUUGGUCAAAGCCAGGCUGGCCCGGGGGCUCCCAACAACAUGACCGGACAGCAAUCGGGUCCUAUCGGCCCGCAGACCGGCGUACCCAUUGGGCCAGGCGUACGGCAGCAAGCUCCGCAGAACUCAAUACCUGGACCCCAGCAGCAACCACAGCAGAAUUCGCAACAGGCGUCACCUGCCGAUAUGCAGCGGGCGUAUGCUGCUCUUGGUCUACCAUAUGCUCCGUCACAAAACCAGGCGAGCCAAAUCGUUGGUAGUAUGGGGUCAGUUGGUCCGGGAAGCGGCAUGGGGGGCGUAGGGGUAACACCAGGAUCUCAGCCGGCGCCUAACCCAACCCCACCGCCAUCUCACAGCCCCUUCAUGGCGCCCGUGUCGCCAAAUAGGAUGAACAAUCAGCAAGCUGGACAGCCGGGCGCCAAGGAGUGGCAUAAUUCAGUCACCCGUGACCUACGUCAGCAUCUUGUGCAAAAGAUCGUCCAGGCUAUUUUUCCAACGCCAGACCCGAACGCUAUGCAAGAUCGUCGAAUGGUAAAUCUUGUCGCAUACGCCAAGAAGGUUGAAGGAGAUAUGUACGAUCAGGCGAAUUCACGUGAGGAGUACUACCACCUUUUGGCCGAGAAGAUUUACAAAAUCCAAAAAGAACUCGAAGAGAAACGACAGAGACGGCGAGAGCAGCAACAACAACAGCAGCAACAACCUCAACAACAACAACAGCAACAACAGCAGCAGCAGCAGCAGCAGCAACAACAACAACAACAACAACAGCAACAACAACAACAACAGCAGCAGCAGCAGCAGCAGCAGCAACAACAACAACAACAACAAGGAAUGCAGCCUGGCGGUCCCGUCGGGGCAUCGGCGGCAGGACAAGCUCCUGGGCCGGGUCCUUCAAUGCGAAUGCCAGGACCACUUCCUGGUCCGCCACCCAGUCAACCACAGAUUGGUUUACGCGGACAGCCACCACCCAACGUCACUAUCAACAAUACGAUGACUGGCCCACCCAGUUUUCAAGGCCAAGGCAUGCCCCAGUCAGGAAUGGGUCCUAAUUCCAAUUUCCUGAACAACCAACAGCCGCAAACUGGACCAGGACCUAUGGGAGCACCGUCACAUCAACCAGCUCAGACACAACAACAAAUCAAUGACUUCAACCAGCAACAAGCUCAAUUCGAGCAGGUAAUGAAGCAGCGCCAAAUGCAGCAAAGUGGCGGUCCGGUGGUGGCCAUGGCCAGUUCGCAAGGUGGUCCAGGAACGUUAGGUAUUGGAGGGCCACUUGGCACGAACCAGCAGCAACAACAACAGCAACAGCAGUCGAACGGAGGUCAGAAUAACGGCCAACUAACUGCGCAACCUGGUCAUGGCCAGCCGGGGUCCGGGUCGACGAUGGGCGGCGGUUCUGGUCUGAUGCCGCCACGCACGGCGCUCGGCGGUGGCCUUAUGAGCAGCCUACAGCAGCCACCAAAUCAGCUGCCUGAUGCCAUAUUGGCCACGGAGGAGCCGGCCGAGCUCGAGCCUAAGCCGGCCGUCGACUCCAACCUGCUGGCCAGUCAGCUAUCCACAGGACUAAAACAGGCAAGUGCAGUCGGCCAGACCACAUCGGGUGGUCCCUUGACGGGGGCGGCCACAGGGGCACAGCAGCCUCAACCGCCCGGUCCUAACCCAAUGCCACUUCAGAGUGCGGGCAGCGGACCGGGCCCAGCGCCGCAGGCGCCUCCCCUCCCCGAUAGUACAACUUCGGAUAGGUUCCAUGCAGCAGGUUCCGGGGCAACCCCAAACCCCCUCGCGCCCUCAGGGCCAGCCGUCGGUGCUACGCCGAGCCAGUUCACUAGUGCACAACACGGCUCGGAGGCUCCCACUAGUUCCCUAGGGUCAUCGGAGACUCAGCAGAACCAAAGUGGCCCAGCUGGAGGUGUUACAUCGGUAGGGCCUCCGCCAUCAGUAAACGCACCCGACAGUGUGCAAAGCAUCAAACAGGAACCUCCCAGUUCAGUUCCUGAUCAUAACCCCGCCUCGGUCGGCGGUAAGGUUACUUCGGCCAUCAAGCAGGAAGCUAUGGACUUCGACAGUAAGCCUGCAUCUGUAAAACAAGAGGCGCCAGGAAGCGUACAGAGUUCUCAGAGCGUUCAAGCCGAGAUGAAGACUGAGAAUGGAGAUGUAAAAAUAGAAGUGAAAGAUGAGAAGCCGCCAAGUGUAGCGUCAAGUGAGACGGCAACGCCUAAACCAGCGGGCACCAAAGUGCCACGAAAGGCCUUUAAACCUGACGAGCUUCGGCAAGCGUUAAUGCCGACACUAGAGAAGCUCUAUCGACAGGACCCGGAGAGCUUACCAUUCCGUCAGCCGGUGGACCCACAAGUGCUGCAGAUCCCCGAUUACUUCGACAUCGUCAAGAAACCGAUGGACCUUUCGACCAUCAAGAGAAAAUUGGAUACUGGUCAAUACAAAGAUCCGUGGGAGUACUGUGACGACGUCUGGCUCAUGUUCGACAACGCCUGGCUGUAUAACCGCAAGACAUCGCGUGUGUACAAGUACUGCACAAAGCUUGCAGAGGUGUUUGAGGCGGAGAUCGAUCCCGUCAUGUCGUCAUUGGGCUAUUGCUGUGGCAGGAAGUACGUGUAUCAGCCGCAAGUGCUCUGCUGCUUCGGAAAGCAGCUUUGUGCCAUCCCCAGAGACACUAAGUAUUUCAGCUACCAAAACCGUUAUACAUAUUGCGCCAAAUGCUUUGAGGAAAUACCGGGAGAAACUGUAACAAUAUCAGAUGACCCAACAGGUGCUAACCCACAGUGGCCUAGCCAAACGAUUCCUAAAAAGCAGUUCGUUGAGAUGAAGAAUGAUCAUCUCGAGCUUGAACCUUUUGUCGAGUGUUCUGAUUGCGGACGCAAACUUCACCAAGUUUGUGUUCUGCAUUUCGGAAAUAUAUGGCCAGAAGGAUUCACCUGCGAUGGAUGCCUCAAAGCUAAGGGAUCGAAGCGACGCGAAAACAAGUUCUGCGCAAAGCGACUGCCGACGUGCAAGUUGUCCAAUUUUCUCGAAAACAGGGUCAACACCUACUUGAAGAAGAAGAACUCGGGCGCGGGCGAGGUGUUCAUUCGCGUCGUGGCCGUCUCGGACAAGAUGGUGGAGGUUAAGCCUGGCAUGAAAUCCCGCUUCGUUGAUACCGGAGUGUGGCCAGAGACUUUUCCAUACCGCGCGAAGUGUAUGUUCGCUUUUGAGGACAUCGACGGCGCGGACACCUGUUUCUUCGGAAUGCAUGUGCAGGAGUACGGCCAUGAGGCGCGCGCGCCCAACACCCGGAGAGUGUACAUUGCGUACCUCGACUCUGUGCACUUCUUCAGACCCAAGCAGUAUCGGACGGCAGUAUACCAUGAAAUAUUAUUAGGCUAUCUGGAAUAUGUCAAGCAACUAGGCUAUGUUAUGGCCCAUAUUUGGGCGUGCCCUCCGAGCGAGGGAGACGAUUAUAUUUUCCAUUGCCAUCCUACGGAGCAAAAGAUACCCAAGCCAAAGCGGCUACAAGAUUGGUACAAGAAAAUGUUGGACAAAGCAAUCAUCGAGAGAAUCGUCAUCGAAUACAAAGAUAUCCAUAAGCAGGCGCUAGAAGACAACCUCAAGUCGGCGAGCGAACUGCCCUAUUUUGAAGGAGAUUUCUGGCCAAAUGUGCUGGAGGACUCGAUUAAAGAGCUGGACCAAGAAGAGGAGGAGCGGCGCAAGCAGGAAGCACUGGCAGCAGAUGCGUCAUGUGAAGCCGACGAAGCUGAUGGACCUGAUGAUCCCGCGAAUCCGGGCAAGAAGAAGGCCCAGAAAAACCGCAAGAGUAAAAACCAGCAACGGAAAAACAACAAGAAGAGCAAUUCGGCUCACGGUGGUAAUGAUCUCACCGGAAAGGUGUUUGCCACAAUGGACAAACACAAGGAAAACUUCUUUACGAUACGGUUACAUUCAGCUCAGGCUGCCGCGAGCCUACCACCCAUCAAUGAUCCCGAUCCGUUAAUGUCAUGUGAGCUUAUGGAUGGCCGAGAUGCGUUCCUAACGCUAGCUCGCGAGAAACAUUAUGAGUUUUCAUCGUACCGUCGGUGUCGUUACAGCUCGAUGGCUAUGUUGUACGAGCUACAUAACCAGAACAAGGACUCGUUCGUGUACACGUGUAACAGCUGCAAAGCCAACGUCGAAACACGUUACCAUUGUACCGUGUGCGACGACUUCGAUCUCUGUGUACCGUGUUACAAAAAGGAUGGCCACCCUCACAAGAUGGAACGGUUAGGUCUCGAUCUCGACGACGGUUCAGGCGGCAGUGACUCGUCGAGUGUGUCCGGAACCGCCAAUCCCCAGGAUCGACGCCAGUCGAUUCAGCGUUGUAUCGCAUCGCUGGUGCACGCAUGCCAGUGCCGCAAUGCCAACUGCUGCCAGCCGUCGUGCCAGAGGAUGAAAAGGGUCGUCACGCACGCGAAAUCAUGUAAGCGAAAGACCAAUAAUGGCUGCCAUAUUUGCAAGCAGCUUAUAGCGCUAUGCGUAUAUCAUGCCAAGCACUGCCAGGAGGCGAAAUGUUUGGUUCCAUAUUGUCCCAACAUCAAAGCAAAACUUCGUCAGACUCAGUUGGAACAACGGGUGCUGCAGGCCCAAAUCCUUAAUCGGCGCAUUGCCGCGAUGCAAAAUCGCGUUAUGUCGAGCACAGCCAGUUCGACGGCAGCCAACAUGACCGGCGUCAGCUCCGCCUCGGCCGGCGGUGCCUGCUCGUCCGCACCUGCCGCGCAACCCACGCAACCGUCACCCGCGCCAAGUCCGUUAGGCGGUGGCACUAUGAGCGGCCUACCAGGCGGCGGGAUGUCACAAGGAAAACCAGGAAGCGGACCGUCACCGGGCGUCAUGCAAGCUCUACAACAUGUCCAGGCAUCCGUGGCACGACAAACUAGCCAAGCGGGUCAUAUGAUGCAAGGAGGAGGUCAGUACGGAGGCGCAAACAACGGCGGCUCGAUGGGCCCUGGAGGUGGUGUAACAGGCGUGGGAGGAGGUGGUAAGCCCAUGGGCGGUGUAGGUGGCCAACAAAUGGGGGCGCCCGGCGGCCCUCAGAUGUCCGCUGGGCCCGGUGGACCGAUGCAGCCGCAGCAACAACAGCAGCAGCCGCAGCGGCCCAUGAACCCGGGCACGAUGGGCCAACAGCGCUGGGAGUCGCCGCCACCCGGCUACCAACAGGGCAGUCAACAGCAAAUGGUGUCACAGCAGCAACAAAUGGGCCAGCCGGGGCCGGGCCAACAGCAGCAGCAGCAGCAACCACAACAGCAGCAAAUGACCGGUCCCUCAAAUCAGCCCCAGAUGGGUCAGAUGGACCAUGGAGGGCCCCAGCCCGUAGGUAUGGGUCAGCAGCCCAUGGGGGGCCUCGGUGGCCAGCCAGGCAUGGGCCAACAACCCGGCAUGGGUCAAGGUCGUGGACCGGUGGCCAUGGGACCUCCUCGUGGCGGCCAAGCUAUGAACCCACUUCAACAGCUUAUUCAAACCCUUAAGAGCCCAUCUAGCCCACAGCAACAGCAACAGGUACUGUCCAUUCUCCGAGCGAACCCGCAGCUGAUGGCUGCCUUUAUCAGACGCCAGCAAAAUCAUCAACAGAGUCAACAGCAGCAACAGCAGCAGCAACAACAACAACAAAAUCCGCAGGGUCAACAAGCAGGCGCUGGACAGCCGCAGAUGGGCCAGGGCGUCGGUGCGGUAGGGGUGAACCCCCAGCAAGGUGGUAUGGUUCCAGGCGCACCCCAGGUAGGCGGUCAACAGCAGCAACAGCAGCAGCAACAACAGCAACAACAGCAAUGGGGCUACCAACGGCCGCAGAUGGGCCCUGGCCAGCAACAGCAGCAAAUGAUGCAACAGCAACGGUUUCCCGGACCUGGCCCCCAGCAGGUCAUGUAUCAACAAAGAGUUGGAGGACCUCAACAGCAGCGUGUAUAUCAUCAGGGCCACCAACAGUUUCAGCAGUCAUUAACAGGCUAUCCGGGUCAGAAUCAACAGGCUAUGGGCUCACCAAUGGGCGCGCCGAUGAUCAAUUCGCCACCGCCAAACAUGGUCACCCGAAGUCCACAGCCACAGCCAAGCCCACGACCAUCACCUUCGCCGCGCGGCGGUUACGUAGGCGGCGGCGGCGGAAUGGGCGGAGGCGGUGGACCAGAUGACGCCCUAAUGGGCGGUCACAUGGGCGCCCACAUGGGUCAGCAGCCAGGGCCAUCCGACCAGGGUAUGGCUGGCCACGCCACACAUAUGGAAACCGACCAAAUGGCGGCAGCUAUGCAACAACAGCAACAGCAGCAGCAGCAACAACAACAGCAGCUCACUCCGCAGGAACAGCUAAAUAAGUUUGUAGAGAAUCUUCGCUUACCUGGUUUUGUGACGGAGCAUAUGGUAGACCAAGAGCAGCAUACGCCCGCUGCAUAUCGGCAGGUGACGCCUGUUGCGAAUUCUGCUGUGGUUGCUGCUGGGGUCCAGGUAUUGAGUUCUGCGGAGCUUGCUGCCGUACGCCUGGCCCAAUGGCAACAACAACAACAACAGCAGCAGCAGCAGCAGCAGCAGCAACAACAACAACAACAACAAGGAAUGCAGCCUGGCGGUCCCGUCGGGGCAUCGGCGGCAGGACAAGCUCCUGGGCCGGGUCCUUCAAUGCGAAUGCCAGGACCACUUCCUGGUCCGCCACCCAGUCAACCACAGAUUGGUUUACGCGGACAGCCACCACCCAACGUCACUAUCAACAAUACGAUGACUGGCCCACCCAGUUUUCAAGGCCAAGGCAUGCCCCAGUCAGGAAUGGGUCCUAAUUCCAAUUUCCUGAACAACCAACAGCCGCAAACUGGACCAGGACCUAUGGGAGCACCGUCACAUCAACCAGCUCAGACACAACAACAAAUCAAUGACUUCAACCAGCAACAAGCUCAAUUCGAGCAGGUAAUGAAGCAGCGCCAAAUGCAGCAAAGUGGCGGUCCGGUGGUGGCCAUGGCCAGUUCGCAAGGUGGUCCAGGAACGUUAGGUAUUGGAGGGCCACUUGGCACGAACCAGCAGCAACAACAACAGCAACAGCAGUCGAACGGAGGUCAGAAUAACGGCCAACUAACUGCGCAACCUGGUCAUGGCCAGCCGGGGUCCGGGUCGACGAUGGGCGGCGGUUCUGGUCUGAUGCCGCCACGCACGGCGCUCGGCGGUGGCCUUAUGAGCAGCCUACAGCAGCCACCAAAUCAGCUGCCUGAUGCCAUAUUGGCCACGGAGGAGCCGGCCGAGCUCGAGCCUAAGCCGGCCGUCGACUCCAACCUGCUGGCCAGUCAGCUAUCCACAGGACUAAAACAGGCAAGUGCAGUCGGCCAGACCACAUCGGGUGGUCCCUUGACGGGGGCGGCCACAGGGGCACAGCAGCCUCAACCGCCCGGUCCUAACCCAAUGCCACUUCAGAGUGCGGGCAGCGGACCGGGCCCAGCGCCGCAGGCGCCUCCCCUCCCCGAUAGUACAACUUCGGAUAGGUUCCAUGCAGCAGGUUCCGGGGCAACCCCAAACCCCCUCGCGCCCUCAGGGCCAGCCGUCGGUGCUACGCCGAGCCAGUUCACUAGUGCACAACACGGCUCGGAGGCUCCCACUAGUUCCCUAGGGUCAUCGGAGACUCAGCAGAACCAAAGUGGCCCAGCUGGAGGUGUUACAUCGGUAGGGCCUCCGCCAUCAGUAAACGCACCCGACAGUGUGCAAAGCAUCAAACAGGAACCUCCCAGUUCAGUUCCUGAUCAUAACCCCGCCUCGGUCGGCGGUAAGGUUACUUCGGCCAUCAAGCAGGAAGCUAUGGACUUCGACAGUAAGCCUGCAUCUGUAAAACAAGAGGCGCCAGGAAGCGUACAGAGUUCUCAGAGCGUUCAAGCCGAGAUGAAGACUGAGAAUGGAGAUGUAAAAAUAGAAGUGAAAGAUGAGAAGCCGCCAAGUGUAGCGUCAAGUGAGACGGCAACGCCUAAACCAGCGGGCACCAAAGUGCCACGAAAGGCCUUUAAACCUGACGAGCUUCGGCAAGCGUUAAUGCCGACACUAGAGAAGCUCUAUCGACAGGACCCGGAGAGCUUACCAUUCCGUCAGCCGGUGGACCCACAAGUGCUGCAGAUCCCCGAUUACUUCGACAUCGUCAAGAAACCGAUGGACCUUUCGACCAUCAAGAGAAAAUUGGAUACUGGUCAAUACAAAGAUCCGUGGGAGUACUGUGACGACGUCUGGCUCAUGUUCGACAACGCCUGGCUGUAUAACCGCAAGACAUCGCGUGUGUACAAGUACUGCACAAAGCUUGCAGAGGUGUUUGAGGCGGAGAUCGAUCCCGUCAUGUCGUCAUUGGGCUAUUGCUGUGGCAGGAAGUACGUGUAUCAGCCGCAAGUGCUCUGCUGCUUCGGAAAGCAGCUUUGUGCCAUCCCCAGAGACACUAAGUAUUUCAGCUACCAAAACCGUUAUACAUAUUGCGCCAAAUGCUUUGAGGAAAUACCGGGAGAAACUGUAACAAUAUCAGAUGACCCAACAGGUGCUAACCCACAGUGGCCUAGCCAAACGAUUCCUAAAAAGCAGUUCGUUGAGAUGAAGAAUGAUCAUCUCGAGCUUGAACCUUUUGUCGAGUGUUCUGAUUGCGGACGCAAACUUCACCAAGUUUGUGUUCUGCAUUUCGGAAAUAUAUGGCCAGAAGGAUUCACCUGCGAUGGAUGCCUCAAAGCUAAGGGAUCGAAGCGACGCGAAAACAAGUUCUGCGCAAAGCGACUGCCGACGUGCAAGUUGUCCAAUUUUCUCGAAAACAGGGUCAACACCUACUUGAAGAAGAAGAACUCGGGCGCGGGCGAGGUGUUCAUUCGCGUCGUGGCCGUCUCGGACAAGAUGGUGGAGGUUAAGCCUGGCAUGAAAUCCCGCUUCGUUGAUACCGGAGUGUGGCCAGAGACUUUUCCAUACCGCGCGAAGUGUAUGUUCGCUUUUGAGGACAUCGACGGCGCGGACACCUGUUUCUUCGGAAUGCAUGUGCAGGAGUACGGCCAUGAGGCGCGCGCGCCCAACACCCGGAGAGUGUACAUUGCGUACCUCGACUCUGUGCACUUCUUCAGACCCAAGCAGUAUCGGACGGCAGUAUACCAUGAAAUAUUAUUAGGCUAUCUGGAAUAUGUCAAGCAACUAGGCUAUGUUAUGGCCCAUAUUUGGGCGUGCCCUCCGAGCGAGGGAGACGAUUAUAUUUUCCAUUGCCAUCCUACGGAGCAAAAGAUACCCAAGCCAAAGCGGCUACAAGAUUGGUACAAGAAAAUGUUGGACAAAGCAAUCAUCGAGAGAAUCGUCAUCGAAUACAAAGAUAUCCAUAAGCAGGCGCUAGAAGACAACCUCAAGUCGGCGAGCGAACUGCCCUAUUUUGAAGGAGAUUUCUGGCCAAAUGUGCUGGAGGACUCGAUUAAAGAGCUGGACCAAGAAGAGGAGGAGCGGCGCAAGCAGGAAGCACUGGCAGCAGAUGCGUCAUGUGAAGCCGACGAAGCUGAUGGACCUGAUGAUCCCGCGAAUCCGGGCAAGAAGAAGGCCCAGAAAAACCGCAAGAGUAAAAACCAGCAACGGAAAAACAACAAGAAGAGCAAUUCGGCUCACGGUGGUAAUGAUCUCACCGGAAAGGUGUUUGCCACAAUGGACAAACACAAGGAAAACUUCUUUACGAUACGGUUACAUUCAGCUCAGGCUGCCGCGAGCCUACCACCCAUCAAUGAUCCCGAUCCGUUAAUGUCAUGUGAGCUUAUGGAUGGCCGAGAUGCGUUCCUAACGCUAGCUCGCGAGAAACAUUAUGAGUUUUCAUCGUACCGUCGGUGUCGUUACAGCUCGAUGGCUAUGUUGUACGAGCUACAUAACCAGAACAAGGACUCGUUCGUGUACACGUGUAACAGCUGCAAAGCCAACGUCGAAACACGUUACCAUUGUACCGUGUGCGACGACUUCGAUCUCUGUGUACCGUGUUACAAAAAGGAUGGCCACCCUCACAAGAUGGAACGGUUAGGUCUCGAUCUCGACGACGGUUCAGGCGGCAGUGACUCGUCGAGUGUGUCCGGAACCGCCAAUCCCCAGGAUCGACGCCAGUCGAUUCAGCGUUGUAUCGCAUCGCUGGUGCACGCAUGCCAGUGCCGCAAUGCCAACUGCUGCCAGCCGUCGUGCCAGAGGAUGAAAAGGGUCGUCACGCACGCGAAAUCAUGUAAGCGAAAGACCAAUAAUGGCUGCCAUAUUUGCAAGCAGCUUAUAGCGCUAUGCGUAUAUCAUGCCAAGCACUGCCAGGAGGCGAAAUGUUUGGUUCCAUAUUGUCCCAACAUCAAAGCAAAACUUCGUCAGACUCAGUUGGAACAACGGGUGCUGCAGGCCCAAAUCCUUAAUCGGCGCAUUGCCGCGAUGCAAAAUCGCGUUAUGUCGAGCACAGCCAGUUCGACGGCAGCCAACAUGACCGGCGUCAGCUCCGCCUCGGCCGGCGGUGCCUGCUCGUCCGCACCUGCCGCGCAACCCACGCAACCGUCACCCGCGCCAAGUCCGUUAGGCGGUGGCACUAUGAGCGGCCUACCAGGCGGCGGGAUGUCACAAGGAAAACCAGGAAGCGGACCGUCACCGGGCGUCAUGCAAGCUCUACAACAUGUCCAGGCAUCCGUGGCACGACAAACUAGCCAAGCGGGUCAUAUGAUGCAAGGAGGAGGUCAGUACGGAGGCGCAAACAACGGCGGCUCGAUGGGCCCUGGAGGUGGUGUAACAGGCGUGGGAGGAGGUGGUAAGCCCAUGGGCGGUGUAGGUGGCCAACAAAUGGGGGCGCCCGGCGGCCCUCAGAUGUCCGCUGGGCCCGGUGGACCGAUGCAGCCGCAGCAACAACAGCAGCAGCCGCAGCGGCCCAUGAACCCGGGCACGAUGGGCCAACAGCGCUGGGAGUCGCCGCCACCCGGCUACCAACAGGGCAGUCAACAGCAAAUGGUGUCACAGCAGCAACAAAUGGGCCAGCCGGGGCCGGGCCAACAGCAGCAGCAGCAGCAACCACAACAGCAGCAAAUGACCGGUCCCUCAAAUCAGCCCCAGAUGGGUCAGAUGGACCAUGGAGGGCCCCAGCCCGUAGGUAUGGGUCAGCAGCCCAUGGGGGGCCUCGGUGGCCAGCCAGGCAUGGGCCAACAACCCGGCAUGGGUCAAGGUCGUGGACCGGUGGCCAUGGGACCUCCUCGUGGCGGCCAAGCUAUGAACCCACUUCAACAGCUUAUUCAAACCCUUAAGAGCCCAUCUAGCCCACAGCAACAGCAACAGGUACUGUCCAUUCUCCGAGCGAACCCGCAGCUGAUGGCUGCCUUUAUCAGACGCCAGCAAAAUCAUCAACAGAGUCAACAGCAGCAACAGCAGCAGCAACAACAACAACAAAAUCCGCAGGGUCAACAAGCAGGCGCUGGACAGCCGCAGAUGGGCCAGGGCGUCGGUGCGGUAGGGGUGAACCCCCAGCAAGGUGGUAUGGUUCCAGGCGCACCCCAGGUAGGCGGUCAACAGCAGCAACAGCAGCAGCAACAACAGCAACAACAGCAAUGGGGCUACCAACGGCCGCAGAUGGGCCCUGGCCAGCAACAGCAGCAAAUGAUGCAACAGCAACGGUUUCCCGGACCUGGCCCCCAGCAGGUCAUGUAUCAACAAAGAGUUGGAGGACCUCAACAGCAGCGUGUAUAUCAUCAGGGCCACCAACAGUUUCAGCAGUCAUUAACAGGCUAUCCGGGUCAGAAUCAACAGGCUAUGGGCUCACCAAUGGGCGCGCCGAUGAUCAAUUCGCCACCGCCAAACAUGGUCACCCGAAGUCCACAGCCACAGCCAAGCCCACGACCAUCACCUUCGCCGCGCGGCGGUUACGUAGGCGGCGGCGGCGGAAUGGGCGGAGGCGGUGGACCAGAUGACGCCCUAAUGGGCGGUCACAUGGGCGCCCACAUGGGUCAGCAGCCAGGGCCAUCCGACCAGGGUAUGGCUGGCCACGCCACACAUAUGGAAACCGACCAAAUGGCGGCAGCUAUGCAACAACAGCAACAGCAGCAGCAGCAACAACAACAGCAGCUCACUCCGCAGGAACAGCUAAAUAAGUUUGUAGAGAAUCUGUAAAUUCGA
Varroa destructor (honeybee mite) is the source of this 16879-nucleotide messenger RNA. RefSeq lists its product as uncharacterized. Gene Ontology annotation, molecular function: chromatin DNA binding; protein binding; zinc ion binding. Lineage: Eukaryota; Metazoa; Arthropoda; Arachnida; Mesostigmata; Varroidae. The record is from RefSeq and is a predicted model, not a curated record. Gene Ontology annotation, biological process: positive regulation of transcription by RNA polymerase II. Gene Ontology annotation, cellular component: transcription regulator complex; nucleus; histone acetyltransferase complex.